AUACACACAAACCUUGCUUGUCCUAAGUUUUGCUCUAUCCAGGUUGUGGCGUAUCCUGAACUACAUUUGGCUUCUGUCUGGCUAGUCUCUGGAUGGUACCAAUUAUUCAACUUAAGCAAGAAACAGAUCGACAAGAAAUUUAUCUGCUGGAACUUGCUAACAAGAUUGACAGUUGAUGAGUUAGGCUAUAAGCCCCAAAUGAAAUAAAUGUAGAGGCUAGAGAUCCACAGAUCUGACAGUUAAUCAUGCGCACCGAGGUUAUAAAGGCGGACACCAUUGGUGCAGCUGUUGAACGAAUUCUUGAUGAACUCAAAAACACUAGAAGCAGAGAGAAUGCCAUCUACUUUGAUGGCUGGGACGGGCUGGGGGCAUCUUCUGUCCUGCGAGCCGUGGCUGAACGGUUGGAUCCAAAGGAACAAACAAGGCCCCCAGGACUGGAGUUUGAGCAAGUCAUCCACAUUGACUCCUCAAAGUGGGAGAGCAGAAGAGCGGUGCAGAGGGAAAUAGCAGAGCAGCUGAAGCUGUCCAGUUGGGUGAUGAAGUUGUUUGACAAGCAAGAUGAGGAUGAUGAUUUCAGCGGUAUGGAUCAAGGCUCUCGCACUGAGAUAGCAGAAGUCACGGAUGAGAUCCAUAGGAGCAUGCAGAGCCGCAGGUUUCUUCUGGUUCUUCACAACGGAAGCAGCGAGGAGAUUGACACAUUUAACCUCGGUCUUUCCCUAUAUGGAUACUUGAGUAGCAAGAUGCUUUGGACCUUCCAAGGGAGGUUUCGGCUCGACCCCAAGCUGCGAGACAAGGUUGUGGCAAAGAACACAACUGAUGUUCUUCUCUCAGCUUCACGCUAUAAGCGAGACCCACGAGAUCUCUGGUCCUAUCUACUUCUUGAAGAAGCUAAGGACGUCUCCUGCAAGCAUGGCCUGGAUCCUGCAACUGUUGCUGAGUGCUACUCGUACAUGUUGGAACGGAGUUACAUGAGCCAAAAUAUCAUUGACUAUGAGUGGACUCUCCAUGCUCCCAACUUCUGGAUAUGUGAUGGGAUCAUACAUCAGGCACAUGGCAUUCACCAAGCGCGGCAGGUGGGGAAUGCUCUGCAUCUAGAAAUGGAAGUAUGUAUUAACAAGUUGUCUCGACACACAAGCAAGGAAGAGAAUCUUCAUAAUUCUCACAUGACAAGGUCUGCCAGCCACAGACCAUACUGGAUUUCAACAGAAACUUGUGGAUUUGUACUAAAUCCAGGCUGGCUUGUCCGUAACAAUAUGUUUCAGAAUCCAGACCAGAUCAGUGUGCUGAAACUGUCACAGUGUGCCUUCAGUUUCUCAUCGCCCCCAUUUCUCUGCUGCCGCCGCCUUCGAUUUCUGUGGCUUGACCGUUGCCAGGACCUGCAAAGAAGCAUAGAUUCACAAGAAGAGAAGGACGCUACCGGGUCAUGGGCAUGCUUCCAGAGCUUGUGGAUGCUUGACCUGCGCUACAUGGACUGGUCUUGGAUCUUGUCUGCAGAUAUGAUGGAUCUCAUGACCCAGGUCAUAGAGCUAAGCAUAAUGGGAGCCAAGGACUGGGACAUGAGCCAUCUACGAGGACGGCUGCGUAACAUUCGCAAACUCCGGAUAACAAAGUCUACCUGCCGCAAUUAUGACAGCAGCUUGUUAUCCGAGAUGGAGCAGAUGGAGAUUCUUGAAUUUUCUGAAAAUGACAUUACGUCAAGCGGCACGUCAAGCUUGUCUCUUUGUAGGACUACGGGAAGUGGCAGUGGGCUUCAGACUGUCAUUGUUGAUGGAUCCGUUGGGCUAAAAAAGAUCUCACUACGGGGUUGUGAUCAGCUGAAGAAUGUCUUGUUGAGAGGACUGUUGAAGAGCUUGGAGGAGUUGGACCUGUCGGGUACAAAUCUGCAGACAAUUGACCUCAGUGCAAUUGACCUCAGUGCAAUGCGUAGCCUGAAACUCACGCGGCUCCUUCUGUCAGGCUGCCAGAAACUCCGUACAAUACUGUGGCCACCAGAACUCUACGGAGAACAGGUGGAUGUGCUGCGUAUUGACACCACCUCCCGAUCAGCAUCAGAUAGCGGAGGUGGAGAAAACAUAGAUCAUGCACUAUACGAGGGGGAAGUAGCACAUACUCAUCCACAUGGCCAUGGAUCCCUUAAAGAGCAGAAAGGAAGACUGUUUAACAAAUGGCGGAUUUCUCUUACCGAUGCAAGGUUCCUUAGGUCGCUUUUGCCCGUGAUGUAUGCUUUUAGUAUAAACAACUACCCUUGGCCUAUUACUCAUGGAUCUGUACAUGUUGAUAUCUGUUCUCUGGGUGGUAGGAUCAUCCACGGAACCAGCAGCAGCAGCGAACAAGUGCAAACCAAACCGCAUAUAAGAACUUUGGUGGACUCGAAGUACAGAGAUGCCUUUGAGAAGGCCGGCCUGGCUAAUAGUUACGAUGAUUGUGGUAAUGGCCCAACCCCAUCUGCAGUGAUGAUGAUGUGGGAUUGCCCCAAGAUAGACAUACCCACUGCCUACCGGACCUGCAUGAUAGAGAUGUUGGUGGACGGACAGUGCCAUGAACUCAUGGAGGAUGCUCAAAUUUCUAGUAAUAGCGGUUUAUCAUCUCCCCAUUUUCCUGAUCCUAUAUAUUUGUAUGUUACAUCGUUGCACGUGUAUGAUUGCUCCACCGUCACCAGUAUCUCUGCACCUGAGAGAGAUAAAACAUGGCCAAGGCUAAGAUGGUGCCGAGUCGAGAGGUGCCCCAAGAUACACACGGUCUUCCACACUCCCAGGGGCAGUGAGAGAUUGCACCUAUUUAAGCUUCUGCGUACAUUCUGGGCAUCCCAGCUCCUAAUGGCACACUACAUCUCGAACUGGCCUGCUAGUGUGAGAUAUCGUCCUCAUUAUGACUUCUUUGGUCCUCAUUAUGACUUCUUUAAUGACCUGGAGUUGUUGCAUCUGGACUACUGCCCAAGGCUCAUACAUGUGCUCCCCAUACAAGUGUUUCCAGAAAGAAGGUACAUCUUGGGUCACCUGGGGACAAUUGAGAUCCUGUGCUGUGGGGAUCUCAGGGAGAUAUUCCCGUUGCACUUCUACAAUGAGAUUGAGAACCAAAAAGAGGAGGCAAUAGUAUUCCCUGUGUUGAAGCACAUCCGUCUCCACGAACUACCCAAGCUGCAGCACAUCUGCAUGCUCAACAUGAAUGCCCCCAUGCUCGAAACCGUCAAGAUCAGGGGCUGCUGGAGCCUCAAGCGCCUGCCGGCUGUUGGUGACAACACCAAGCCCCCGCAGGUGGACUGCGAGAAGGAUUGGUGGGACGGCCUAGAGUGGGAUGGGUUGGAGGCCAAGCACCACCCUUCCCUGUACGAGCCGGUCCACUCGGCCUACUACAAGAAGAAGCUGCCCAGAGUCUCUCUGCUGAGGUAGUUCCUCCAAGUGCAGGUCAGGCAAGAGAGAAGGAUGACUCUGCUUUCUUCAUCAAUGUUGUUCCAGUGUGUUGUCGUCUUCCUGAGAGACCUGAUUCCUGAUUGAUUUGUGUGUGCCCACUGCCCAGUGACAUUACAUACUACCUGCUGGUUGCUUGCUUGUGUGUUAAGUGCAUCGUGUCAUCUCCGCUGCCAUUGUGGUUGUGAGUUUCAAUUCAGUUUGAUUUGGUUUUCAUGGAUCAUCUACCUUGCCAGGUAGAUGAUACAUAUUGUGUGUGCGCAUGAGAUAGAGGAAUAAUUAAACAGCGGCGUUGGGCUACCUUCUGCCUGAGAUGAGCAAGUUGCUGCUCUGCUCUUCUGUUUAUUUGUGUGAGUGCUUGUGCUUGUCACCUGUGAACUAUGGACCAAUGUAUUUGUUCUCCAGUAUACUUAUUUAAUGUGUGUGGUUUGCUUUGUAA
This is a messenger RNA of Triticum urartu, 3846 nucleotides long. The record is from RefSeq and is a predicted model, not a curated record. Lineage: Eukaryota; Viridiplantae; Streptophyta; Magnoliopsida; Poales; Poaceae.